Aspergillus caelatus is the source of this 2103-nucleotide messenger RNA. RefSeq names its product transcription factor domain-containing protein. Bases 1 to 2103 code for a protein of 700 amino acids. Gene Ontology annotation, cellular component: nucleus. Gene Ontology annotation, biological process: positive regulation of transcription from RNA polymerase II promoter by galactose; DNA-templated transcription. The transcript is spliced from 4 exons. NCBI's taxonomy places the organism in Eukaryota, Fungi, Ascomycota, Eurotiomycetes, Eurotiales, Aspergillaceae. Gene Ontology annotation, molecular function: DNA-binding transcription factor activity, RNA polymerase II-specific; zinc ion binding; RNA polymerase II cis-regulatory region sequence-specific DNA binding. The record is from RefSeq and is a predicted model, not a curated record.
AUGCGUGUCGGGAAUGCCGACGACUGCGAUCGUCUCGUGCCAAGUUGCUCGCUAUGUGACAAGUUUAAUCGGCGAUGCCUUUACGAAACGUUGUCGAAGACCCCGUUAACCAGGCAAUAUUUGACUGAGGUCGAGGAGGAAUUGACACGGACCAAGGCCCUACUCUCCGAGCUUCUACCUGGGUCCAGCCAUGGCAUUGCGAAUGGCGAACGAUUUACUUAUCCUGAGCAGGAUAGGGCCGGUGACCGGGGUCUGACGUCCGAAAUCCCUAACCGCGAGGGAUCAUCAGAGCAGCCGGAGAGAGCCUAUGUACCCCACAGCAAUAUCGGAUCCGAAACUAUUCCUGCUCCGGAGGUCCCCAACCAACCCUCGCUGGGUGUCUUCAGCGCUUCUUCGUCCACUAGUGGCCAGCUGUACGAUUACUCUGCGAGGUGCCAGACAGGGAUUUCCCACCGGGCCAAUCGCCGAAGCCAGGACGCCGUAAUGUCUAUGGAGACGCCUCCUUCCGCCGGCAAUGUUAACUUCGAAUGGGAUGAACGCACGGAGGACCAGGGUGGUGAUGGGUUUGUGGAUGGCAUGGCUAUUCUCCCUAGCCGUUCUAAUGAUAGUGGCUAUUUAGGCACCGCAUCUGGUGCUGCAUUACUUCGAAUGACUAACUCUCAGUCCGGAGGGGAAAGACUUGAUAUGCCGGAACCUGGUCGCCCAUUUGAAACAGCAUCUUCCCACCAGUCACCAAGCGUUCCUUUCGCCUUGAGCUCUCUAUCUCAACUAGAACCAUUUGUCGAUGCUUAUUUUUCCCUUUAUCAUUGCUCGUACCCCAUCAUCCAUGAAGCAACGUUCCGUGCGCAAUUCAUGGAGGUCAUUCCACGGCCAACCAGCACUACCUGGCAAGUGCUGUUGUAUGUGGUAGCAGCCUUGGGAGCUUUUACAGCUGCAGUAACCCCGACAGAUGUGGAUUUGGCCUUGUUCAAGGCGGCAAAGGCCCGCUUGACGAUCGAUGUACUGGAAACUGGUAGCCUAAUUUUGGUACAAGCAUUGACCCUGAGCUCAAACUACCUGCAAAAGAGGAAUAAGCCAAACUCGGGGUAUAACUAUCUUGGGCUCGCUCGGAGAACAGCAAUGGGAAUCGGGUUGCACAAAGAGUUUCCCACUUCCAAAGCGUCUCCACUGGCAAUGGAGAUGAGACGGAGGGUUUGGUACUGUCUCUACAUCUUCGAUGUGGGCGCAAUUAUCACCUUCUCGCGGCCCUUGGAGUUUCCAGAACAGGGAAUCGAGACUCGCCUGCCGUUAAACAUCCAUGAAAGCGGUAUUACCGCCAGUACACAGGCCGUCCCAUCCCCAAUAACUGAAACUACCGUGUACACACAUCUGCGGGCGCAAGCAAUGUUCCAUCUGAAGACCAACCUCAUUUAUACCAAGAUUACUUCAACCUCAUUUCCAUCUGCUGCUGAGCUGAUCGAACUAGAUGACCGUCUCAUUGGCGACUGGUUGGCGUCCCUUCCGUCCUUUUUUAGCGAAGAGGCCAUCCAGGCGCCCAAAUUUGCUCUCUGUCAUUCGAUCCUGAGAUGGAGAUAUCGUAAUCUCCGCAUCCUGAUGUAUCGACCAUUUCUGGUGGGCAAGUGGAUGCUCAACUCCGACCAAGGCCCGGACGGCCUCCGUGAGAAGGAUGAUACCCAUGUAGAACUUGCCAUCCAACGAUGCUUCGAUGCCGCCCGCGAGUCUGUUGAGCUUAUCUCAUCGUUCUGGGCACAACAUCAGAAAACAACGAUGGCAUGCUGGUAUGGAGUAUACUUCUUGUUCCAAGCGAUCCUGAUCCCCGUGAUCUGCUUGCGGAACAAUCCGUCAGAUCCGGUCGCCCAUGGUUGGCGUGAACAGAUUCUCCAGGCAGUCCACACUCUCGAAUCAAUGGCGCCACUCAAUGCGAACGCUGAACGAUUUCUUAGAGUCAUUCAAUCUUUAUGUGGCUGUUAUCUGUACCCUCGUAGCAGUGGCUGGGAAGGCCCCAUCCAAGAAUCACCUGAGACACAAAUCGCUAAUCUAUAUCCUCUUAUGUGGCCCACAUUAGAGAUGGCGCAACUUGAUGGCGUAGAUUCUGCUUUGUAA